AUGGACGACGGCGGCGCAGCGUGCGUCGCGGAGUGCCGUGAGCAACCUUUCGACGUCGCGUUCGCGCCGAAGACGCACGUCUUCGCGGUCGGAUGCGUCGAUGGAUCGAUCGAGCAGUGGAGUCACACCGAUAACUCGUGCACGCGACUGGAUAGGAAGACGGGCGCGCACGGAGACGAGGCGGUUCGGUCGCUGUUGUACGCGCAGGGCGGGGACGUGCUGCUAAGCGUUGGGGCGGAUCGAUGCGUCGUGGCGAUGGAUGUGGCUACCGGAAGCGUCACGGCGAGGCUGGAAAACGCGCACGCGGCGCCGAUCAAUCGUUUGAUUCAGCUGAACGAAACCGUGGUCGCCACGGGUGACGACGAUGGAUGCGUGAAGAUUUGGGACACGCGCGCGCGCGUGGUGUGCGGAGAGCACAAGCCAUUCGUCGAUUUCGUGAGCGAUAUGAAGUUCACGGGGCUGGAUACGAACGAGAUCGUGAUCGCGAGCGGCGAUGGGACACUGGGAUGUCUGAGCCUAACGGCAAAUAAGCUAGUCGGGCAGUGUGACAAUUUGGAGGACGAGCUCCUGAGCUGUGAAAUCGUCAAGAACGGUCGAAAGGUUGUCGCCGGAUCGCAGGAGGGAGUGUUAAACAUUUUUUCUUACGGUCAGUGGGAGGACAUAUCCGAUCGCUAUCCUGGUCACCCUCAGAGCGUGGACGCCAUUGCAAAGGUGACGGAGGACAUGAUCGUCACUGGCUCGAGCGACGGGUUGAUUCGAGUCAUCUCCGUGUUUCCGAACAAAAUUCUCGGUCUUGUGGGUGAGCACAGCGACAUGCCUAUCGAACGCCUCACGAUGAGUUUCGAUAAGGACAUGCUCGCCUCCUCUUCGCACGAUAAGACGGUCAAGUUAUGGAAGGUGGACUGGCUCACGGAGGAAGGCGCGUGGGAGGACCCGGAAGAGAUGGAAGACAUAGACGCCGAAGAUGACGAUGAUAGCGAUGACGACGGGCCCUCGAAGAAACGAAAGGCCAAGGUGAACAGUGGGAAAAAAGCGCGGCAGCAAAAGACUGAGAGCAAGAAGAAAGCCGUGCAGAAAUUCUUCGCUGGUAUGGAUGAAUAA
Messenger RNA from Ostreococcus tauri, 1101 nucleotides. RefSeq names its product WD40 repeat. Lineage: Eukaryota; Viridiplantae; Chlorophyta; Mamiellophyceae; Mamiellales; Bathycoccaceae. The coding region runs from base 1 to 1101 and encodes 366 amino acids. Gene Ontology annotation, molecular function: protein binding. The record is from RefSeq and is a predicted model, not a curated record. The transcript has a single exon.